GUUCGCUUAGAAUCGAUCGGUGCUGAGGACAUUGUGGAUGGCAAUCCCAGAUUGAUUUUAGGUUUGAUCUGGACCAUCAUUUUGCGGUUUCAAAUACAAGAAAUUGAAAUUGAUGUGGAUGAAGAGAAUGAAUCAUCCGAAAAACGCUCGGCGAAGGAUGCGUUGUUGUUGUGGUGUCAACGAAAAACACAUGGCUAUCCCGGUGUUAAUAUACAAGAUUUCACCUCAUCUUGGCGUUCGGGUCUGGGCUUCAACGCCCUCAUACAUUCACAUCGGCCCGACCUCUUUGAGUACAGCACGAUUGUCAAUUCGAAGAACUCGAAUAUUGACAAUCUGAAUCAUGCCUUCGAUAUGGCUGCCUCCGAGUUGGGUAUACCAAGUUUAUUGGAUGCCGAAGAUGUUGACUCUGCACGUCCGGAUGAGAAAUCCAUCCUGACCUAUGUGGCUUCUUAUUAUCACACAUUUGCACGCAUGAAAAACGAACAGAAGAGCGGUAAACGUAUUGCCAAUAUUGUGGGACAAUUGAUGGAUGCUGACCGCAAGAAAAUCUAUUACGAACGUCUCACAACAAAUCUACUGAGUUGGAUUAGACAAAAAACGUUGGAAUUACAACAACGUGAUUUCCCCAAUUCAUUGGAGGGUAUACAACGGGAAUUGUUGGCAUUUAAAGAGUAUCGCACGAUCGAAAAACCACCAAAGUAUAAGGAGCGCAGCGAAAUCGAAGCGCUCUAUUUCACCAUCAACACACUGCUAAAGGCACUUAAUCAACCGCCGUACAAUCCACAAGAAGGUCAAUUGGUCAACGAUAUAGAAAAGGCGUGGCAACAGCUCGAGUAUGCCGAACACAAUCGUGAAGUGGCGCUACGCGAAGAACUUUUGCGCCAAGAAAAACUGGAACAACUCAAUUACAAAUUCGAAAAGAAAUCUGUGCUGCGUGAGGGUUACUUGAAAGAGAUGAUCCAAGUGCUCUCCGAUCCGCGUUACUUGCGACAAGUAGAUGCAACAUUGAAGAAACACGAAGCCAUUUCGGCGGAUAUUUUAGCGCGUGUAGAACGUUUUAAUGACCUCACCGCCAUGGCCAAUGAGCUGGAGCGUGAAAAUUAUCAUGGUAAGGAACGGGUGAAACGGCGUGAGGCAGAAGUGAUGGAUAAGUGGCGUAAACUAUUGGAGCUGCUUGAAAAUCAACGCCUGAAUUUGUCACAAAUGAGUACACUGAUGAAUUUGUUGCGCGAAAUCGCUAGCACAACAGAAGCGAUAAAAGAGUUACAAACACAAUUUUCCUCUGAGGAUGUAGGUCCACAUUUGUUGGGCGUUGAAGAACUAUUGCAAGCGCAUUCGCUGCAAGAACUCCAAGUGAAUACGUAUGGAGAGACACUGAAACGUUUCAAUCGACAGGCACAACCUUACAAAACAUCUGAGCAAAAGGAUGCGGCGUUACUUGUGCAACGGCUGGCUGAGCUUGAGGAGGCUUAUGCUAUCCUACUUAAGUUAUGUGCCAAACGUCGUGCUUGUCUUGAAGAGGCGAGAAACUUCUAUCAUUUCAUGGAGGAUUACGACAACGAGGAAGGCUGGCUUGUGGACAAACAACGCAUCUGCAAGACAGGCAUCACAGCAAAGGAUUUACGCGCUGUACUCUCGCUACAACAGAAACACAAAGCGCUCGAGGAUGAGAUAAAGGUACGCAAGCCGAAAUCCACUCAAAUGUUAGAGGCAGCCAAGAAGCUUAUAGGUGAAAAACAUCCACGUUCGUCAGAUAUCAAGAGCCGUAUAGAGUCCUUGGCCGAACACUGGAAGGCCUUGGAGGAGUUAGUGGAACUGCGACGACGUCAGUUAGAAGAUGCAGCCGAGGCGUAUCAAUUUUACACCGACGCCAAUGAGGCUGAGUCGUGGUUGAAUGAAAAAAUGGCGUUGGUGAAGUCGAACGACUAUGGCACCGACGAACCCUCAGCACAGGCGUUGCUACAGCGACACCGCGAUCUACAAGGUGAGCUGAACGCCUACUCCGGUGAUAUACUUAAUUUGAACCAACAGGCAGAAAAGCUCAUCAAAGCGGGCAUAUGCACACUGGAGCUAUCAGCCGCCGAACCCGAAAUGCCCGAAAUCGAGCAAGAAGAAUGGGUUAACGAGACACGUCUAGUGCCGAAAGAGGUGUGGGAGGAUGAGUGGGUAGAAAAGUUGGAGCACAAGAAGGUGACUGAAACGAAACUACUGCCACACGUUCGAUCAAUGUUUCCCUUCGAGGGUCAGGGCAUGAAAAUGGACAAGGGUGAGGUUAUGUUGUUGAAGUCCAAAACGAAUGAUGACUGGUGGUGUGUGCGUAAAGAAAAUGGUUUGGAAGGUUUCGUACCCGCAAACUAUGUACGUGAAAUCGAACCACGCCCCGUACCGUGUAUUGUGCCGAAAUCUGAGAAGGUCAAAACAUUACAAAAGGUGAAGAAGACCAUUUUAGUGCGCCAAGUGGUGCCAGUGAAACGCAUCAAACCAAUUGCGGCGCCACCAAAACCACUCGUUAAGCGCCGUGCUUCUUCGAACAGUAUUAAUGAGAAUGCGGAUAGUGUGGAGAAACGACAGAAACGUAUUAAUAGCACAUAUGACGAACUACAAGAUACGGCACAAAAGCGCCACGCACUACUCGAAGACUCCAUACAUCUAUUCGGUUUCUAUCGCGAGUGUGAUGAUUUCGAGAAAUGGAUGAAGGAGAAAGAACGAAUAAUCAACUCAGACGAUGGUGAGGGCGUAGAGAAUGCCAAGCGAAAAUUCGAAAAAUUCCUCACCGAUCUUUCGGCCGCUUCCAAGCGUAUUGAGGAAAUCGAUGGUGCUGUGGAAAAUUUCCGUCGCCAAGGCCACUCACAACUGGAUAAAAUAAUUGCACGCCAACGGCAGAUACAUCAAAUUUGGCAACGUCUCAAUAACGCAAAGGCACAACGCGAGAAGAGUCUGGAAGGCGCAUCGAGUGUGGAUCUAUUCAAUCGCACCUGUGACGAGGCUAAAGUUUGGAUGAAUGAAAAAAUGUUACAACUUGACACAGCCGUCAUAAGUCCCGAUCUAAAGACCGUGCAAGCACUACAGCGACGUCAUCAGAAUUUGGAACGUGAGUUGGCGCCGGUCGAAGAGAAGGUGAAUCGCGUCAACUAUUUGGGCAACUCUGUCAAAAAUGCUUACCCAGCCGAACGCAAUAAUGUAACCGCAAGACAACAGGAGGUUCUGGAUAUGUGGAAACAAGUUCACGGUAAAGGCAGUGAGCUUCGUGCACGCAUUGAGAGCGCAGUGGGUCAACAGAUUUUCAAUAACAGUGCUAAGACCUUACUCGCCUGGAUCGACUCUGUUAAGGAUCAAUUAAAUGCCGAUGAGUCAGCGCGUGAUGUUGAAACGGCCAAUAAUUUGUUGAAAAAACAUAAUGACCUGGGCGACGACAUUAAAGCACACGACAAUGAGUUUGUCGAAGUGAUAAAUCUUGGCAAACAACUCUCCGAUGGCAAACCCAAUAUGGAGGAAACUGUGAAGAUCAUUGAUCGUCUCACGGCCGAACAGGAUGCUAUACAUCGUGGCUGGGUGGAGAAGCAAAAAUGGUUGCAACAAUGCGUUGAACUGCAAAUAUUUAACAGAGAGGCCGAUAAAAUCGAUGCGACCACAAAGAGCCACGAAGCUUUUCUCGAAUACAAUAAUUUGGGUAACUCGCUCGACGAAGUGGAAGCCAUAUUGAAGCGACAUCUGGACUUUGAGAAGAGCCUUAUGGCUCAGGACAAAAUACUUAAAGGUUUCUCCGACAAUGCCGACAAACUGAUUGCCAAUGAUCACUAUGAUAAGAAAUACAUUGAUGAUAGACGCAAUCAAGUUUUAGGCAAAAGGAAAGCAGUCGAAGAUCGCGCUUUUGACCGUAAACGCUCGUUGCAGGCUUCGAAGGACUUCCAUAAAUUCGCCGCGGAGGCUGAUGACCUCGCCGUUUGGUUAAAUGACAAAACUAAAAUCGCCGGCGAUGAGAGUUACCGCGAUCUAAGCAAUCUGCCACGUAAACUACAGAAACACAAAGCUUUCGAACGCGAACUGCGCGCCAAUGAAGGUCAAUUACGUAACGUCAACAAGGAUGGACAAGCUUUGAUAGCGGCGAACAAUCGUGUGCCAGCUGUCGAGAGUCGUAUGGGUGAUUUGAAUCAGAAAUGGAAGGAUUUACUCUUGCUCUCAGAGGACAAAGGGCGUAAAUUGGAGCAGGCCGUAUCACAGCGCGAACACAAUCGUGCCAUUGACGAUGCAAAACAGAAGGUAGCCGAGUUGGAUGCCGCACUUAAGAGUAAAGAUGUUGGCAACGAUUUGCGUAGCUGUAAAGACUUAAUCAACAAACAUCAGUUACUCGAGUCAGAGAUAACGGUGUGGGAGCAAAAAAUUGUUGAGCUCGUUAGUACUGGUGAUGAAAUGGCGCACGAGGGCCACUUUAAUGCUGUGCACAUCAAGGAUGAAACAAAGGAUAUACAAAAUCGUUUCAAAUUACUUAGUGGUCCGGUGCAAAAACGUCGCGAAGAGCUGGAAGAGAGUUUGAACUAUCACAAAUUCGUAUUCGAAUUAGACGCCGAAUUCCAAUGGAUAAACGACCAUAUGCCAGCAGCUAAGUCCAAAGAGUUAGGACAGAAUUUACAUCAAGCACAGACGCUUUCGAAGAAGCAUAAGAAACUCGAAGCUGAAAUUAAGGGUCAUCAACCAAUGAUCAACAAGGCAUUGCAAGCCGGUCAAACGCUCAUAGCACAAAACCAUCCGGAGAAGGAAAAUGUGCGCACUUUGUGUGGUAAGUUGGAAGACGCCUGGGCUGAUUUGGAUAGCAACUCGAACGAUCGCAGUAAGAAGCUGGAGAUGUCACUGAAGGCGCAGCAGUACUUGUCCGACGCCGGCGAGAUUGAAUCAUGGUUGGGUGAGAGGAGCAACGCCUUGCGCUCCACUGAAUAUGGGCGUGAUCGCGAUUCUGCCGCUAAGUUACUGACCAAACACAAGACAAUCGAACUGGAGUUGGACACGUACUCUGGCAUUGUUACCGAAAUGGGACACAAUUGUGCCGCCAUGGUAGCCGCCGGACAUCCGGACAGUAAAAUUCUUACUGCGAAACAACAGCUGAUCGAGAAAAUGCUGAAGUCGCUGCAUAAGUUGGCGCAACAAAGGCAAAUGCGUCUGAUGGAGAGUUUGUAUAUGCACGAAUACUUCCUGGAAUCCGAUGAAGUUGAACAAUGGAUACGAGAGCAGGAACAGGCUGCAUCAUCCGAAGAUUAUGGGCAGGAUUAUGAGCAUCUACAAUUGCUGCAAAAUAAGUUCGAUGAUUUAAAGCAUCGCGUUGAAGUCGGUUCGGAUCGCGUGAAUCAAUGUGAGGUGCUGGCGAAGAAACUCAUCGACACUGAGAGCCCAUACGCCACAGAUGUGGAGAAACGUCAAGAACAACUGAGAGAUUCUUGGGAAAAUCUACUACAACUGCUGAAUCAACGCGAACAGAAAUUGCACGCCGCCGGCGAAAUUCAUCGCUUCCACCGUGAUGUAGCCGAAGCCCUCUUCCGCAUACAGGACAAGAAUGCCGCGCUCUCUUCAGAGCUUGGCAAGGAUUUGAACUCUGCUUUAGCGCUGUUACGUAAACACGAAGGUUUCGAAAAUGACCUUGUCGCCUUAGAGGCACAGUUGCAGGUGUUGGUUGAAGACUCGGUGCGCCUACAAGCUAAAUACCCCUCUAAUGCCGCCGCCAUUGCUCAGCAACAGGAUAAGGUUGUUGCCGCAUGGAAUGAUUUGAAAGAACGCUCCGGUGCGCGUAGUGAUCGUUUAGCUGCCAGUUCGGAUCUGCAAUCGUUCUUAACUGAUGUGCGCGACAUUAUGUCUUGGUCAUCGAACUUGCGCGCCGCACUGCAGGCUGAAGAACAUGUCAGCGAUGCGGCCGGUGCCACAGCAUUGAAAAUCCAACACGAUGCUAUUUACGGUGAAAUUGAGGCGCGUGAAGAUAAAUUCCGUUACUUGAAUGAACUAAGCGAUUCGAUGGUGCAAACAGGUCACUAUGCAGCGGCGGAGGUGGAAGAAAAAUGUGCAGCCAUGUUAGACGAACGUCAAAAGUUGCAUGCGGCUUGGAACAAGAAGAAGAUUAUGUUGGAGCAAAAAAUCGAUUUAUUCUGUUUCCUACGUGAUGCCAAGCAAAUCGACAAUCUCUCCAGCUCCCAGCAGGCGGCACUCAGCAGUUCCGAUUUCGGUCAAACCGUCGAAGAUGUGCAAAAUCAGAUAAAGAAACACGAUGAGUUCGAGCGGCUCAUACAGACGCAGGAAGAGAAGGUGGCUUUACUCCAGGAGCAUGGCCGCAAACUAAUUGAGCAGCGUCACUACGAUAGUGCGAAUAUUCAAACAAUUCUACAAGGUGUGUUAGCGCGCAGACAGAAGGUGAAGGAUCUCUGCGCUGUGCGACGCUAUAAAUUGGAGGAUGCGCUGCUCUACGCGCAGUUCGUGCGUGAUUGUGCCGAAGCCGAGUCUUGGAUUAAUGAGAAGAAGAAGAAAUUGAGCGCUGAUGGUGCCAGUUACGCUGAGGUGUCCAACUUGGAUGAGAAGAUAAAGAAAUUGCAGAAGCAUCAAGCUUUCCAAGCCGAAGUCGCUGCCAAUCAGGGACGCAUACAGGAAAUACAAGAAACAGGCAUGAUACUCUUGACGAAGCAGCACGAGUCCUCGCAGGAGAUCAAACUAGCCGUUGAACGAGUUGUAGCCGCAUGGAAGAGCCUCAUCGAGGAGUUGAAUAAUCGUGGUCGUGGACUCGAAGAGGCACAAGACAUACUGGAGUUCAAUAAUCAGUUGGACAAGAUCUCGGCUUGGAUACGUGACAAGGAAAUGAUGAUACAGGCUAGCGACACUGGUCGCGAUCUGGAGCACUGCAAUGCGUUGGUGCGUAAACUGGAUGAUGUCGACUCUGACAUGCGUGUCGACGAUCAACGUGUAAAGCAUAUUAAUAACCUAGCUGACAAGCUCAUCAGCCAAGGUGAAGUGCCGGCCGAAACUAAAAAUAUUGACAAACGUCGUCGUGACUUCAACAGUAAAUGGCGUGAUCUACAGGGUGCGCUUAGCGCCUACCGCGCUCUCCUCGGCGAAGCGAAUGAGAUACAUGUAUUCAAUCGGGAUGUCGACGACACAGCCGAACGUAUUGCCGAAAAGGCGCUAGCCAUGAGCUCCGAUGACACAGGACGUGAUUUGGCAGCUGUUGAAACGCUCAUACGACGCGAAGACGCUUUAGAGCGUGAUAUGUCGGCGGUUAAACAGAAGAUUGGCGAACACGAGCAAGUCGCACAAGCCCUACUCAAGCGCUAUCCCGAACGGGUUAAGAUUAUUGAACACAAGAUUGACGAGCUGCGUUUAUCAUGGCAAAAUCUGCAAGACUUGGCGGUCAAACGACGAUCUGUACUUAAUGACGCCUACCUGGUACACAAAUUUGUGUCUGAUGUGAAAGAGUUGGAGCUCUGGGUGAAUGAUAUGAUAAAGAAAAUGAAUGCUGCGCAGGCGCCAAUGACUAUAAGCGAUUGCGAAACACAAUUGGAGUUGCAUCAGGAGCGUAAAGUGGAAAUCGAUGGGCGCGAUAAAGCUUUCCGAGAUUUGAAAGCACAAGGCGAGGCACUCAGCGACAUGGAGAAGCCAGCUAAUGUUAAGCAAUAUCUAACGGCACUUGCUGAACUGCACAGCACAUUGCACGAAGCAUGGAAUGAGCGUGCGCGCGAUUUGACCGAGGCACAUCAACUGCAUUUGUUCAAGGCGCAAGUGGAACAAGUCGAAAUCUGGUUGGCGAACAAAGAAGCCUUCCUGAACAACGACGAUUUGGGUGAUUCAUAUCCCGCCGUGGAGCGCUUGAUUAAGAAGCAUGAUGCAUUUGAGAAAUUAUUGGACUCAGAUAAUGUGACGGAGCUACAGAACUUCGCUCAAAGCAUCUUGGAGGGCGAACCCAAGGACGCUGACGUGAUUAAGGAAAAAUUAAGCUACAUACUACGUCGUAAAGAGAAACUUAAUGCCCUUUCACUGGAUCGCAAACAGAAAUUGCUGCAAUCACAACAACUGCACGAAUUCCUACGAAGUCUGUACGAGAUCGAUCGUUGGUUGGUGCAAAAGAUGCAGGUGGCCUUGGACGAGAAUUACCGCGAGCCGAACAACUUACAGAGUAAAAUACAAAAACACACCACAUUCGAUAGUGAAUUGUUAACGAACGCCUCACGCGUACAGGACGUUAUAAACGAAGGGGAGCGGCUGAUCAGAGAUGAGCACUUUGCCAAGGAAGAGAUUGCGCAACAGCUGAAAAUGCUCGAAAGUGAUUGGAAUAAGCUGAAGGCUGCGUCUAAGGAGAAACGCGAAAAACUCAGUCAAGCCUACGAAGCGCAAGCAUUCAAUCGCAGCCUGGAUGAGUUCAACAACUGGAUGGACGAAGUUGAGUCGCAUUUGUCGAGCGAAGAUUAUGGCAAAGAUUUGGCAACCGUUAAUCACUUGAUUAAGAAACACGAACGCCUCGAGGCAGAUGUUGCACACCACAAUGAUUUGGCCGAUCAGAUCAAACAAACCGAUGAGAAGUUUUUCCAAGCCGAUCACUUCCUCAAGGAUGAAAUUCACGAGCGCGCAAUGGCAACAAUCAAACGUUAUCGCACCCUCCACGAGCCCAUAGCCAUACGUCGUGAAAAUCUAGAGGAUUCUCUGAGUCUGCAGCAAUUUCUACGCGAUGCUGAAGAUGAGCUGCAAUGGCUUACCGAAAAGGAGGCGAUUGCCAACUCACAAGAUCUGGGCAGCAGUUUGAUCGCGGUGCAGGUGCUCCAAAAGAAACAUCAGGGACUUGAAGCUGAGAUACUCUCACAAGAACCACUAAUCAAAGCACUGCUUCAACGCGGCCAACAAAUGAUACGCGACGACCAUUUCGCCAGCGAACAGGUGCAAUACAAAUGCGAUUUGCUGCAGAAGAAGCUCGUCAAUCUGCGCGAUAUUGCAAGUAUACGCAGAUUGCGCCUUCUGGACGCGGUGGAGAGUCAAAUGUUCUAUGUAGAGGCAAACGAGGCUGAGGCAUGGAUACGUGAGAAGCGUCCAAUACUCGCUUCUAGUGAUUAUGGCCGUGAUGAGACCUCCGUGCAAUCGCAUCAGAAGAAACUGGAGGUGUUGCAGCGUGAGCUGGUCGCUUUCAAGAGUUCGAUUGAGAAGGUUAACAAGUUGGCGCAUGGACUCGUCGAGCGCAAUCACUUCGAUAGCGCAAAUAUCAGCACAAAGAACGAUACCGUCACCAAACAGUAUGAAGAAUUGUUGCGCUUGGCUAAAGAUCGCGAGGUGCGUUUGAGUGAGUGCAAGAAAUUGUUCGAGUACUUGCGUGAGGCAGAAGAUCUGCACGAAUGGAUUGGUGAUCAGAUGACUGUAACCGCUUCAGAGGACUACGGCGAGGAUGUUGAACAUGUUGAGCAGUUGAUUUUGGUCUUCGAGUCUUUCGUAUCUAACUUGAAUGCGAAUGAAGGUCGCGUACAAGCUUGUUUGGCGCAUGGCGAUGAGCUUAUUAAAGAGAACAAUCCCUACCGUGCUUCGAUAAAGACCAAACGUGAUGAGACCAAGCAGCUGUGGGAGGAAUUGAAGGAUCUAGUCAAUGCGCGUCAAGAUGCGUUGGCCGGUGCGAAGCAGGUGCACGUGUACGAUCGCGUGGCCGAUGAAACGAUUUCCCUGAUUAAUGAAAAAGAGGCUGCGCUCAUCUCCGAAGAUUACGGCCAAGAUUUAGAGAGCAUACAGGCUUUGAGUCGCAAACACUCUGUUUUCGAGGGUGAACUGGUCGCAAUUAGAGAACAAGUUGAUGCCGUACUUGUGGAGGCAACGAAGUUGGGCGAGAUCUAUCCGGACGCAAAGGAACACAUCGAAGUAAAGCGUGACGAAACAGUGGAGGCAUGGACGGAUCUAAAGGAAAAGACGAAUGUGCGCAAAGAGAAGUUACAACAGGCGGAGCACUUACAGUCGUACUUCGAUGAAUAUCGCGAUUUAAUCGCCUGGAUCAAUGAGAUGCUUGCCAAGAUUACAGCGCCAGAUUUGGCCACCAGCGUUGCGGGCGCUGAAUCAUUGCUGGCGAGCGUGAAAGAGCAUCACGCAGAAAUACAUGCGCGUGAUGAGACUUUCGCUAACUUCACUGCAAACGGCCGCAAAUUGAUCGACGAGAAACAUUUCCUGGCACAUGAAAUCGAAGAGAAGAUUCAGGUGCUACAGCAGCGGCACGAACUCUUAAAGAAUACGUUGCAACAACGUAAAGAAAUCUACGAACUCAACUUGGACACACAAAUCUUCCUUAAAGAUGCGGAAAUACUUGAAAACUGGAUAAUUAGUCGCGAACCAUUGCUGAAGGAUGCCAAACUGGGUGAGUCAAUACCACAAGUUGAAGAUCUGCUACGACGUCAUCAAGAUUUCGAAAAGACCGUUGCCGCACAGGAAGAGAAAUUCCAAGCUAUCAAACGUAUAACACUGCUUGAGCAACGCUUCCGCAAACAAGUGGAAAGCGAGAAAUUGGCCAAACAAAAGGAGAAGGAACGCUUGGAGAAGGAACGCCUUGAGAUGUUGAAACAAAAGGAAUUGCAGCGACUCAACGAUGAACGCCGACGCGCCGAAAAACAGCUGGAGAAUCGGCAAAAUGCUGCCGCACAAGAAAAGACGCCCAUCUUCUCUACGCCCAUGGUCGCAGUGAACACCAACAAUGCGCCACAAUCACCAGCCGUUACAGUCACCUCACCACUGCGUUCGCCCUUCGACGAGGAUCAGUAUUCGCUGCAGAAGAGCAGCUCUAGUGGCAUGUUCGGUGAUCGCCUGCGUCGCGGCUCCGAUACGAAUGUAAAACGCGCCGAAAGCAUGAAGGUGCAACAAAAACAACCCAAACGUACACCAUCAUUCACUACACGUCGACGUGCACAAUCGUUCCGUAAGAACCAGAAGGGUGAAGGUUUCGAUUUGCCACCCGUCGAAAUACAAGGUAUGCUAGAACGUAAACAUGGCCUACAGUCAGGCGGCAAGAAGGCACCCGUACGCUCGUGGAAACAAUUCCAUACCGUGCUAUGUGGUCAAUUGCUGUGCUUCUUCAAGGAUGAGAAUGAUUUCCUGCAACAGAAAACAGCCAAUGCGCCCGUCAACAUACUCGGCGCCAAAUGUGAGCGCGCCGAAGACUAUACGAAAAAGAAGUAUGUGUUCAGGUUGAAGCUGCCCGAUGGUUCGGAGUUCCUCUUCGAAGCGCCGUCAUUGGAAAUCAUGAACGAUUGGGUGCGUAAGAUAUCCUUCCAUGCUAGUCUGCCACCAAAUCUACAAUUACUCAGUUAUGAUGAAUCGAUGAAGCAACAGUCGAAUAGCUUCCCAGACAUUAAAAUCGCCAGCGGUCAGAUAGAGUCGCCUGUGAGUUCGCGUACAUCAUCGCCGGACUCUCAACGUCGUGCCAUCUCGCGCAAUGACUCAAUCAAUAGCGGCAUGUCGACCAGUUCAGCGACGCCACAGAUGAAUUUCCUGCAAAAACAAAUGCAACAGCAACAGCUGCAACAACAACAAAGGACAUCACCAUCCUCACCAACGGCAUCAUAUGGUUUUGAACAAAAGCCGCCAAUACCACCACGCGGUGCGCCGCCACCAGUACCGAAUCGUCAAAGCACCGAAAACCUUGUAGUAUUGAGAAAUCGCAAUAACUCCAGCAAUGAUUUAAAUGAAGCCAAUUACGGCGGCAGCACAGCCCGCCUACAAUCAUCCACCCUACCCGCAGGCAUUUCUGGCAUACAAAACGGUUCGAAUGACGACAACGUUGUGCUUAAACGCAACAGUGAGGCUAGACAAUCAGAAAACCCUCCACCUCUACCUGCCACCAUGCCACCUGUGGGAAGUGUCCAUGCGCAACAUCCGCAAAUACAACAACGCAUAAAUGCUUUAAAUGCCGCCGCAAUGCAACAACACCAACAGCAUCAACAUCAACAUCAUCAGCAACACCAACACCAACACCAGCAGCCAGACUUGCAACAUCACUCUGGCGGCAGUUAUAAUAUACGCACUCAACAACAACAACAUGUGAUGUCACGCACGCCGGUGGCAAGUGGACGCGCCGAUGCUUCACGCAAAUUCAUUGAGAUGGAGUCAAGCAACGUCGGCGGCGGUUUGGGGAAUUCACCAACGGUCACGGCGGCCAAACGUACUGUGCAUACAACAAUUUCGACCAGUUCGAAUUCGGGUGGCGGCAGUAAUAGUAACACCACCAAUGUCAACAAUAACAACAACAAUGGUAAACAACAUUUGUCGUUUAGUACGAACAAUAUGGGGUCGAAUUUAAUGAACAUGACAACAACAACAACUACCACUAGUAGUACAACAACGGCGACUAGUCGCACUGUGUGGCAUUUCACUACCGAUAACAACUCCAUAAAUAACCCGAGUUACAUGGGCUUGAACAAUAACGAUGGAACCGGCUGGGGCACGACACGUUUCGAAGGUAAUCGGCCCGUUUCCCUGCAGCCCGACUCGAUAAGUUUCUCGCGCGUAUCAGCGGAAAGCUCCAGUGAGAGUGAAGCGCAAUCCAUCUCCUCCGUGUCGGGUGUAAAAGGUAGCAAGAGUAAAGAGGAACGGCGCAGCGGCAUGUUUCGGAUAUUCGGACGUAAAGGUGGCGAUAAGGAAAAAGAAAAGGAUAAACGACGCUCCAGCCAGACACCACAGUAAUUAGUUAGACGAAAUUUUAUAAAAGUUGCGAAAAAAA
Molecule: messenger RNA, 12697 nt
Organism: Ceratitis capitata (Mediterranean fruit fly)
Lineage: Eukaryota; Metazoa; Arthropoda; Insecta; Diptera; Tephritidae
Gene: kst
Product: spectrin beta chain, non-erythrocytic 1
Biological process (GO): actin cytoskeleton organization
Cellular component (GO): plasma membrane; cortical actin cytoskeleton; cell projection
Molecular function (GO): actin filament binding; phospholipid binding
Source: RefSeq, a predicted model, not a curated record